AGUCCUGCAAAGCAGUUGAAUUUGCUCCGCGAUGGGAGGAGCUUUGCCACUGGUCACCCAUGGUCGAGGCAAACGAGAAUGCCAGGGUGCUUCCUUUCCGGCCAAAAUUUGGGCAGGGACGCGAAGAGAUGCCGGACGGUAGCAUCUACGUAGGCAACUUUCGCUACAGCCUCCGGGAGGGUCAGGGUCAGUUGCUGCUGGACCAGCAGGGUACUGACCUUUAUGAGGGCCACUUCCGUGCAGGGCACUUCGACGGCCGUGGAGUACGGCGCUGGGCUGAUGGCACCAUCUACGAGGGCCAGUGGCGCGCAGGUCGCAAGCACGGCGAGGGAACCCUCUGUGAGCCGAAUGGUCGGGUGUACCGUGGACAAUGGCGUGACGGGAAGAGACAUGGCUUCGGCGUUCAACAGCUGGACGGCGCUGUCCAGUACGAGGGACGGUGGGAGAAUGGUCUGCAGCAUGGAAGCGGCAAAGUCAUUGAUACCCGAAACGACUCAGUUUUUCAGGGUCAGUGGAUCUGUGGCGCACACCAUGGCCAGGGUCUUCUAAGAAGCAAGGGUGGCGUGCGGGAAAAAAUGCGCUACAACCACGGCAUGUUGGUGGCCAUGGAGGAGCUCCCACAACCCCAGGUGCGGCCACCGGUGCCCAAGGCCGCACAUACCAUGUGAGUGCCGAUGUUUCUUCAAAUCACCCGGCGCGGUUUGAACGAGGGACUGGGAUCAAUCACACGCAAGUUUUUCUGGACGUGUCUGUAAAUGGUGGAUAGGCAUUGC
Messenger RNA from Cladocopium goreaui, 773 nucleotides. Lineage: Eukaryota; Dinophyceae; Suessiales; Symbiodiniaceae. The record is from the annotation of a GenBank genome assembly.